GUGAUCUUGUAUGGGCGUGGGUCAAGCUAGAGAUCUUGUACCAUUUAGGACAAGGUCGAGGACAACGAGAGAAAAUACAGUAAAAUCCAGAGAUCCAGGCAUGGCUUUCAACUGUUUGAAGACAGAGGAAGAGAAAGAGGGAGAGAGGAGGAGCAGACAGAUCGACCGCCAGCUCAAAUCCCUCGACAAAGAGAAGGACUGGAAGAGAGAAAUGAAAGUUCUUCUACUGGGGGCAGGAGAGUCUGGUAAAAGCACCUUCCUCAAGCAGAUGCGUAUCAUACACGGCGAGGACUACUCGGACAGCGACAGGCUGGAAUUUCGUCCACUGAUAUAUCACAAUAUAUUGAAAGGGAUGAAGGUCCUGGUUGAGGCUUGCCGUAGGCUUCAGAUACCAUUCUCAGAGCCAGAUAAUGAUAGUAAAGGUGACAUAGUUUCCAGUGGCUAUCAGCACUCACAGGAGCUAAGCCCAGAGGAAUUUGCGCCUUACGUUGAGCCUCUCAAGUCUCUAUGGAAAGAUACUGGGAUUCAGACUACACUAGCACGAAGCAAUGAGUUUCAAUUGGGUGACUCUGUGCCUUAUUUUCUUUCUAAAUUAGAAGUCAUUGGAGCAGUGGACUAUCUACCAUCAAAGGACGACAUCCUAAACUCGAGGAAAGCAACAAGAGGCGUAGUUGAGUACACGACGGCUAUUCGAAACCAGCAGUUUAGGUUCGUGGACGUCGGGGGUCAGAGAUCGCAGCGGCAGAAGUGGUUCCAGUGUUUCGACGAAGUGACGGCCAUAUUGUUCAUCGUUGCAUCGAGCGCUUUUAACCAGACCCUACUGGAGGACAGGGUCACUAAUAGACUCAUCGAGAGUCUCAACAUAUUUGAGACUAUCGUCAAUAAUAGGUGCUUCAGAAACGUCGCCAUAAUGGUCUUUUUCAACAAGUCCGAUCUCUUGGAGACAAAGGUCCAGAACCCCAAAGUUGACAUUAGCAAGUACUUCCCGGAGUUCAACGGGGACCCGCAUAACCUAGACCACGUCAAGGGUUUCAUGGUAGGAAUGUUUGAUUCCGUUCGUAGAAACCAACGCCAGGAUUUCUAUCAUUAUUUCACGACUGCUGUCAACACUAGAAAUAUACACAUGGUCUUUGACAUAGUGAAGGAUAUCAUAUUGUCAGGACACAUUGGUCAAAUAUUGCAAAUUUAACUAAGAACUAAUAGUACAAAUGUUGACUUGUCAUACAAUUUUAUCCCUUGUUCUCUUCUCCUUUCUGUCUCACUCUCUCUCUCUUAGUCUUCACUUGAUCAUUAAUGUUGUCUUCUUUUUCUCCUCCUCUCUCUUGAUAAAAAAAACCCAGCAACUAGCACUGACCAUCUAGUACUGAUUUCGUAACUAUCAAUAUUAAUAUUAUUAUUAUUAUUAUUAUUAUGUGUGUUUUAUAAAGAAACUAAAUAAUAUUAUUGUUCUUGUUGUCAUUAUGUUGUCUUUGAUGUUUUUAAUAUAUAUAAAAUAAAUGAUGCAGUCACAAUUUCUAUUGCUAACUAAACCAUAA
Messenger RNA from Amphimedon queenslandica, 1535 nucleotides. Its product is annotated as guanine nucleotide-binding protein subunit alpha-13-like. Gene Ontology annotation, biological process: Rho protein signal transduction; adenylate cyclase-modulating G protein-coupled receptor signaling pathway. The transcript has 3 exons. NCBI's taxonomy places the organism in Eukaryota, Metazoa, Porifera, Demospongiae, Haplosclerida, Niphatidae. Gene Ontology annotation, cellular component: heterotrimeric G-protein complex; cytoplasm. The coding region runs from base 11 to 1189 and encodes 392 amino acids. The record is from RefSeq and is a predicted model, not a curated record. Gene Ontology annotation, molecular function: G protein-coupled receptor binding; guanyl nucleotide binding; G-protein beta/gamma-subunit complex binding.